Molecule: messenger RNA, 613 nt
Organism: Amyelois transitella
Lineage: Eukaryota; Metazoa; Arthropoda; Insecta; Lepidoptera; Pyralidae
Exons: 3
Coding region: 288-596 (102 amino acids)
Source: RefSeq, a predicted model, not a curated record
AGGUAUUUAAAAGUAAAGGCACCUUAUUUUUUCUGUUUAUAUGUAUGCGCUAAUCUCAAAACUUGCGAAAGUUGCAUACGACUGACUAAUUUUGUUCCUGUUUGAAAUAUUGGAAAAAGGACAGGUUUUUAUAUAAAGCUCUUCCUUGGAAUGGACAUUAUUGUAGUAAAAUACAGGCCACUUAAACAAAACAACACUUUAACAAACAUCAAAUCAGUCAAAACUGAAAAUCUAUUGCAGGAUUAAGCUAUCAAAUUUGUCUUCUUGCCAUCUUAAGAAUUAUCAUAAUGAGAUCUAGACUUCUAUUUCUUCGUAAAAACUUAGGAAACGUGUUGGAAAGUAGGCGCUAUGCAUCGAAGAAUAAAGACCACUGCGACGCUCAUAUGAAUGAGUUGCCGAUUCCGUGCGGGGAUUUUGAAACAUUCUACGCAGAUCGGCAGUCCUUUUACAAUAAGAUCCUUGUUGGUGGGGCUCUAUGGUUUGCAUUUUCGCUGGUAAUGAUGGUGUACACCGGCAGCAUCUACCUGAAUUUCUUUCCUCCAGCGCAGCCCGGGCCUCCGUCAGACAUGAUUACCGACGCUGAUGAUAAAUGUUGAAUAAAAUUCUGCUAGUA